AUGGCCGCUGCUCGGUAUGAGAAUCGUUCGUUAACUCCCGUAACUACCAUCACAUUCACCACCACCUCAUUCACCACCGUUACAUUCACCACCGUUACAUUCACCACCAUCACCAUCAUGAGGUUUUACUCCGCGCUAUCCGUUGCUGUUCUUGCCGUUUCUCACUUGGUACGGGCAGAUGACCCCGAGAAUACGACAACAGCUUCCAGUUCCCAGUCCAAUGUGAUCUUGCCCGCGCAACUCGGUCCAUACCCCGUCUCCAUCUACGACCACGAAGUCAAGACUUCGCGUCCAGACCCCCUUGCGCCGACUAAGCAGCUUCGCCGCCUUAUGGUCACCGUCUACCGGCCGUUCCUCGACAACUUCACGUGUCCGCUUGAGGAUCAGUCGCAGGUCCCAUAUAUCCCACCUGUUGUCGCCGAAGCCCUUCUCGGUACUCUGCUCUCCUCGCCAAAUGAAUCAUCGAUCCUUGAUCCAGUGAAACUGAUCAAUUGCUCCCGGCCUGUCCCAUCGUCGUCUCCAUCUGGCCCACUGCUUCUCUUCAGCCCCGGGUACGGCGGUAUCAGAGGAGGCUAUGCAUCCAUCCUACUGGCUGCCGCCAGCUCCGGCUACACAGUGAUUGCCAUUGACCACACCUACGAGAGCGCGGCCGUUGUGUUCCCGGACGGCGACGUAGAAUAUCCAAGCAAUGUUACCAUUACGUAUGACAACUCCACCAGUGGUCAAAAUUUCCUACAGUCGGUCCGGAUCGCCGACUCCGUGUCCAUCCUCGACGCCGUUGAACGCGGCGACGUUCCCGGUCUAGGCAGCUACCCUUCCAACUCCUCCACGCCGCUCAGCGCCAUCAUGUACGGCCACUCAUUCGGUGGCAGCACGGCCGUGAACGUCGCCGCUUCGGACGCCCGCGUCUUGGCCGGCGCUAACAUCGACGGCCCCUACUACGACCCCGUGGCCAACGGCACUGUGAGCAAGCCGGUGUUCAUGAUGCAGUCCGCGGAGAUGCCACCAAUCGCUGCCGACUGGCCUUCGUUCUAUGUAAACCACGCCCUUGGCUGGAAAUCGUGGGUGCGCCCCAACAACACCGUCCAUUACGGCUACACCGACCUGCCGUUGCUGGCUGACCUGCUCGGUCUGCGUGGCACCGCGAUGCCCCUGGAACUGACCGGCACAGUGGACAGCCGCCGCCUGCAGGAGAUUAUAUGGCGGUAUACGACAGAGUUCUUCGCUUCCGUGCUAAGCAAUGGGAGUGCAACCACAGACCUGCUGGAUAGACCGAGCGCGGAGUUUCCAGAUGUCGAGUUUGUAGGGCAUGGUGAGGCAGGAACAGGCCAGUGA
Molecule: messenger RNA, 1335 nt
Organism: Fonsecaea erecta
Lineage: Eukaryota; Fungi; Ascomycota; Eurotiomycetes; Chaetothyriales; Herpotrichiellaceae
Exons: 1
Coding region: 1-1335 (444 amino acids)
Molecular function (GO): 1-alkyl-2-acetylglycerophosphocholine esterase activity
Source: RefSeq, a predicted model, not a curated record